Messenger RNA from Podospora anserina S mat+, 1533 nucleotides. RefSeq lists its product as uncharacterized. The transcript is spliced from 3 exons. Gene Ontology annotation, biological process: DNA repair; mitotic intra-S DNA damage checkpoint signaling; DNA replication checkpoint signaling. NCBI's taxonomy places the organism in Eukaryota, Fungi, Ascomycota, Sordariomycetes, Sordariales, Podosporaceae. Gene Ontology annotation, cellular component: checkpoint clamp complex. The record is from RefSeq and is a predicted model, not a curated record. Bases 1 to 1533 code for a protein of 510 amino acids.
AUGGUGGUGCUCAACUUCACUCUGAGUGAAGAUGGCGUGGCCGUGCUCCACGAUUCAUUGUCAUGCAUGUUCAAGUUCAGUGACGAGGUCUGUCUCGAGGCCAGGAAGGAAAAGGUUUGCCUGCAGCUUAUGUUAACAACGCUGAACAUCUCCAAAUCGGCUUAUGUUUGCUAUUCCUUCGCCGCAACCCGCUUCUUCUCCGGGUACACAUUCGAGGGAAGCCCCCAGUACCGCGAGAAGUUCUCAUGCCAGCUCUACAUCAAGUCCCUACUCGCUAUCUUUAGAACGCGGCAGGGUGGCGGCGAGACUGCCUACGGGAGAGACGCCUCCAUUGAACGCUGCGACGUAGCCAUUGACGAUGGCGUUGGCAAGAAAAGCCGUCUUGUUGCUAGGGUUUCUUUUAGGAACGGGAUCACUGCCUCGCAUAUUCUCCCAUACGAAGUCAAAGCACCCACCCACGCAAAGUUCAACAAGCAAGAGGCAAGAAACCAAUGGGCCAUCUCUUCCAAAACACUUCGCCAGCUCAUGGACCAUUUCGGACCAGGCAUUGAGCUCCUCGACAUCAACACAGAUGAGGACAGCAACCUCGUCAACUUUACAUGCUUCACCGAAAAGGUCCAGAAACGGGGCGGCGCUAACAGCGAGACCGUCCUCAAAAAGCCCCUUCACACCAACAUCGCGGUCGAGAUGGACGAGUUCGACAAUGUCCAGGUCGAGGACAAACUCCACAUCAUUAUCAGCGUCAAGGACUUUCGCGCCAUCCUCCAGCAUGCUCAGAUUACCAGCGGGGAGCUAGCCACAAGCUACAGCAACCCAGGCCGUCCCAUGAAGUUAUACUACGCAGCUGAUGGCAUCCUGUGCGAGUUUAUCUUGAUGACUGUUGGCGAGAAAGAUGCCAGAGAACCAAGGCAAAAGACCGCCCGGCCAAAUGCCUCUGCAAAGACUCCCAGGCCAGAGCUUGACGCGGCAUCACACAGAGCUAGUUCAAUGUCCAAUAGUGUCCGCCAGCAAGCUCUGCCAGAUCCAACCCCGCAAACCGUGGCCCAACCGCCACAACAGCCACAAAAUCCAACAUCGUCGAGGCCUCGCCCUCCACCGGCAUUUCACCUCCGCCCGCCACAGCAGCCACCCCCGGGGACGGCACAGUCGGAGGACUCCCUGUUUAUGGGACCGGCGCCCCAUGAGCUGGACGAUGACCGGCAGUGGGAGCCUAUCAAUCCUGACGAGGACGAGGAAGAGGAGGAGAAUGCCAGGUUGGAGUGGAACUCUACCAGUGAUCCGAAUAUAUCCACUCUGCGUAUUAGUAGUUACCUGCAGAAAUCCUCCACCAGCACAGAGGACACUCCGUCUGAUCGUUUGGUGUCAGGACUCGAUCCAACCCAGCGCCUUUCACAGGUAUGCUCAAUUCCCCUCCUCCUCAUGCGGACUCAACUGACGAUAACCUUAGGUCCGUGGGUUCGGCUUGUUCACCGAUUAAUGACAGCAUUUGCAUCUCGGCGUUCGGCAGUGUUUGGCGGUUGUUCUCAUCACUGA